AUGGAGCUUGAGUUCAGUAAGUGUACUAAAGAACCAUCAGUCUAUCGAAAGACUAUAAAAGGCGAGCUUCUUGUUGUAGAUGUUUAUGUGGAUGACUUGUUCGUGACUGGAACAAGCAAGAAGCUUAUCAACGAAUUCAAGAAGGGCAUGGCGAGUAAAUUUGACAUGAGUGAUCUUGGGAGAUUAACAUACUAUCUUGGGAUAAAAGUGGUUCAAGAUGAUCGAGGGAUUACACUUAAUCAGAGUCAAUAUGCUAAGAAGAUACUCGAGAAUGCAGGAAUGGCUAAGUGUAACUCAGCUCAAGCACCCAUGGAGCUCGGUCUUAACUUAUCAAAAGCGGAGGAAGAGCAGGAGAUCAAUGCGACAGAUUUCAGAAGGAACAUCGGUUGCUUAAGGUAUUUACUACACACAAGACCUGAUCUAUCUUUCUGUGUUGGAGUGUUAAGUCGCUAUAUGCAUAGCCUGAGAGAAUCACACGGUGUUGCAUUGAAACAAUGCCUACGAUAUCUACAAGGAAGCACAAGUUACGGGUUGUUCUUAGAACGAUCAUUGCAGAAGGUACCAAGGUUGAUUGGUUAUAGUGACAGCAGCUACAAUGUUGAUCCAGACGAUGGGAAAAGCACAACUGGACACAUCUUUUACUUAGGAAAGAGUCCUAUAACGUGGUGCUCGCAGAAGCAAGACACUCUCGCUCUAUCAAGCUGUGAGGCCGAGUUCAUGGCCGGCACAGAGGCUGCGAGACAGGCGAUCUGGCUACGUGAUCUUUUGAGUGAAGUCACUGGUCAAGCUUGA
Messenger RNA from Brassica napus (rape), 792 nucleotides. RefSeq lists its product as uncharacterized. Bases 1 to 792 code for a protein of 263 amino acids. Lineage: Eukaryota; Viridiplantae; Streptophyta; Magnoliopsida; Brassicales; Brassicaceae. The record is from RefSeq and is a predicted model, not a curated record. The transcript has a single exon.